Limanda limanda (common dab) is the source of this 1197-nucleotide messenger RNA. It is a transcript of the gene hmgb2a, whose product is annotated as high mobility group box 2a. The record is from RefSeq and is a predicted model, not a curated record. The transcript has 5 exons. Gene Ontology annotation, biological process: regulation of transcription by RNA polymerase II. Lineage: Eukaryota; Metazoa; Chordata; Actinopteri; Pleuronectiformes; Pleuronectidae. Gene Ontology annotation, molecular function: DNA binding, bending. Gene Ontology annotation, cellular component: nucleus. Bases 91 to 723 code for a protein of 210 amino acids.
UCAGCCUCGCGGACAGUGAAAAACAGUUGCUCUUUCCUCGUCAGCCACUCGUCAACAAUUUGUCUUACUGCAAGCAGAUUGAACGCCGCCAUGGCAAAGGACCCAAAUAAGCCCAGAGGAAAAACCUCCUCCUAUGCUUUCUUUGUUGCGACCUGCCGUGAAGAGCACAAGAGGAAACACCCAGGCGUCGGUGUCGGCUUUGCAGAGUUCUCAAAGAAAUGCUCAGAGAGAUGGAAGACCGUGUCAGCCAAGGAGAAGGUGAAGUUCGAGGACAUGGCUAAGAAUGACAAGGUCCGAUAUGACCGUGAGAUGACAACAUAUGUUCCUCCGAAGGGUGCAAAAAAGGGCAAGAAGAAGAAGGACCCAAAUGCCCCAAAGAGGCCACCCUCUGCUUUCUUCGUGUUCUGUUCUGAUCACCGUGCUAGAAUCAAGGAGGAGAACCCUGGUAUCACCAUUGGUGACAUUGCCAAGAAACUUGGAGAGUUGUGGGGCACACAGACUUCCAAAGACAAGGCUCCACAUGAAGCAAAGGCUGCUAAACUGAAGGAAAAAUAUGAGAAGGAUGUUGCUGCCUACAAAGCCAAAAGUGGGUCCGGAAAGAGUGAUGCUGGUAAGAAGAGUGGCCCAGGUAGGCCCAUUGCCAAGAAAGCAGCACCAGCUGAUGAUGACGAUGACGAUGAUGAGGAGGAUGAUGAUGACGAUGACGAUGAAGAUGAUGACUAAACAAUUUGUUAACGGAUGUGAAGUCUACAAUGUGUUUUUUCAGCAUACGUAUGUUUUGUGCAUAUGAUUAUAGCCUGCUGUCCCUGUUGGUCGGCCUCAGUAGGAUACCAGACCUGUAUAUUUUUUUUUCUUAUUCAGGGAUUUAGUUAUUAUAUUGUCACGUAGCCCCACAAUGCUCCUCCACUGAACAAGGGUUUGUAAUGUAUAAGAUCUUCAUUGCUACCUGGACCAGCAACCAGGUGACUUUGAUAUAAUUCACUGACAGUGGGCAGCAGCAAAUCUGGCAAGUUUUAAAGUUCUUUCUGGAAACACAGCUUUAUAUCCUGUUUAGUGGUGCGGUUUCUUCAGUCAUUUUACUUUCCAGAUUUAUCUGUAGUUAGAACAAGUGUUUGCAGCCAUUUUAAUGUGGAACAUUGAAGAGUUUCGUGUAGAAUGAUUUUUUUUUUUCUUUUGUAAUAAAAUUUUGUAUAUUGA